This is a messenger RNA of Gossypium raimondii (Peruvian cotton), 1135 nucleotides long. RefSeq names its product transcription factor MYB82. The transcript has 3 exons. Bases 64 to 816 code for a protein of 250 amino acids. Lineage: Eukaryota; Viridiplantae; Streptophyta; Magnoliopsida; Malvales; Malvaceae. The record is from RefSeq and is a predicted model, not a curated record.
GUCAUCUUUCAUUAAGAGCGUGAUAGUGAGUGGGUCAACAAGAGAGAAAGCAAACUGAGAAUAAUGGAAAACCGCAAGGAAAAGAAGUCACAGCCCAAAAGAGGUUUAUGGAAACCAGAAGAAGACUUGAUUUUGAAAAAUUAUGUAGAGACUUAUGGUGAAGGCAAUUGGGCUACCGUAUCUAAACGAUCAGGGUUGAUGAGAGGAGGGAAAAGUUGUAGACUUAGAUGGAAGAAUUACCUGAGACCAAAUAUCAAACGAGGUGGAAUGUCCAAGGAGGAAGAAGACCUUAUUAUCCGAAUGCACAAGCUUCUUGGUAACCGAUGGUCUUUAAUUGCUGGUAGACUUCCUGGUCGGACUGACAACGAGGUGAAGAACUAUUGGAAUACCCAUUUGAACAAGAAAAGCCUUUUAGGAAGAAAAAGAAAAACUAUUGACUCAAACAACCAACAUAAUGACAAUAUGGAGGACAAUCAUAUAGAGAAUCAGGAUAGCAAGAAACCAAGGCAAGCACAUGAUUCUGAUCAUCACCCCAUUUUCAACACAACUGAUGGGUUUGAUUUGGAUGGAAACAAACAAGAGAAGGACGAUGAGAGCGCCGCCGCAUGGAUGGAACGUGCGGUUCGGUUUUUCAAUUAUGAGUACGAUUUGGAUUACGAGAUGGUAGGAACUCCAUUGAUGAUGCAUCCUGAUUACUCAAAUUUUGUGUUCGAUGAAGAACCUUUCACAUCCUACACGGACCCAUUUGUUCUGUUUGAAGCAUUUGGGACGGCAGAUUGCGAUGUGGGACUGGGAAUCCAAUCAUUCUUGCCUUAAAGAUUACAGCACUUACAUGGACCACGACCUGGGCAGACCACUUUGCUUGCUUUUGCCACAGCUUUAGGCUUUUACCAGUUGGGUGCGUCCUACCUUUUGAAAGCGGUAUUUAUGAGGACUUUGUUUUUAGGGUUAAGAAGUGAAGUGAGGAUUAUAAUUUUAACUUAUUUGUAUUUUGAUUCUAAUGCUUUAAGUUAAAAUUAUAAUUCUUUUCUUUUGGGAAAAGGUAAUAGCUUGGGAGUCUAUUUUGAGAAUGGUUGUAAUAAAGGAGUAUGAACAUUCAUGCAAUCUCAAUCAAAAAAGCUGAAAAGGAAAACAA